GCGGUUAGCUGACAAGUAUAUAAAGUAUGCUUAUCAAUACAACAUGAAACAGCAAUUAUGGAACGAAUGUUCUUACUUCUCUUGGUGUUGACCAUUGUCAAUGUUGUAGUUAACGGACAAAAAUAUCGUCCUCUACCAAAUCCAAUCUGCAGUUUACCUCCAAAAUCCGGUUUUUGCAAAGCCUAUAUACCCCGGUAUUACUAUGACACCAAAACGGGCACCUGUCAGAAGUUUAUUUACGGAGGCUGUGGGGGAAACGUUAACAACUUCCGAACUAAAGAACUUUGUAAUCGGAUUUGUCAUAGAAACUACUGCUCAAAAAUAGGAUGUUUUGAUGGAGCUUGCACUAUCCAAAAAUGUCCAGCCUUUCCUCGGGCUACGUGCAUAGCUGUGUGUCCUUGUUGGUCAGUUUGGGUAUAUAACGGAGAAGACGUUACAACCAAGUGUUAUCGCAAAGGAUACAUGCUGAUUGACACGUACUGGUGUAUAAAAUAUGAUAUUGACUACAACAUGAAACAGACAUCCAAACAAACAGCAAUGGAACGAUAUUUACUGCUAGGAUUGGUAUUGGCCGUUGUUUUCGCUGUGGUCAACGGACAGGAAAUUCGACCCAGUCCUCCAACCAGAUCAAUCUGUAGUUUACCAAAGGAACCCGGUAAUUGCAGAGGCUACUGUCCCCGGUAUUACUACGACACCAAAACGGGCACCUGCCAGAGGUUUAUCUACGGAUGUUGUGGGGGAAAUCUAAACAAUUUCGCAACAUUAAAACUCUGUAACAGAAUUUGUAGGCUAAGAGUUUGUCCGUAUAUAGCCUGUAUUAGACGGGCUUGCACUUUUGAAACAUGUCCAGCUUUUCCCGAAGCCACCUGCGUAGCUGUGUGUCCAUGUGAGUCUGUUUGGAUAUAUAACGGAGAAGACGUCACGGACCAAUGUAAUAACAAAGGCUAAUCAGCCCAGAGGGAGAAAUGGAGCGAAAUUUGAAAUAUGCUUGUUUCAUUAAAAAAAUAAAAACUCUUUGA
Molecule: messenger RNA, 1019 nt
Organism: Saccostrea cuccullata (small rock oyster)
Lineage: Eukaryota; Metazoa; Mollusca; Bivalvia; Ostreida; Ostreidae
Product: actinia tenebrosa protease inhibitors-like
Exons: 10
Coding region: 58-948 (296 amino acids)
Molecular function (GO): serine-type endopeptidase inhibitor activity
Source: RefSeq, a predicted model, not a curated record